UGGUUGAGUUUACGUCUAAAGUUUCUCUCUGAUCUAAAGACUGUUAAAGACAAAAUAAAAAGGGGAAUUAGAGCCUUACGUCAGAAAGGACGUGGAUAAGCAUGUCCAAGGCUAAAACAGGACCUCAGGACAUGCCUCCUCCGGGAGGAUAUGCUCCUUUCCAGUGGGAACGGGUUACAUUACGCACUCUGUUUACAGGUAAAAUAGGAGUUGGACUUUUUAUAGUCGUUAAUGCUAUCGGAUGGCCUCUUUACGCCAAAAGUUUUCAAUAUGCGAGAAGACAAUUUAUCGAGAAAAAAAGUAACGAACUGGCGGCAUUACCCCUUUUGAUUGCCGAAAAUGACAGAGCAACUUUGAAGUAUAUGAGACGAUUGAGAGAUUUGGAAGCAGACGUAAUGAAGGAUUUCCCAUUCUGGGAAGUGGGAACAUUGUUUGGAGUCCCGAUAUAUGAAACUGUAUCUAAAGACAAGUAUAGAGAACCUACUCCGAUGGACAUGUACGCAUUUGCCGAUCGUUUCACAGUACCAUCAACGAACCUCGAUCCUUUCUUUACAUAGAUUGUCCUUCAUAAGGAUUUGUAAAAUAGAUAGCAUUAAAUUAAAUGAAAUACAUACGAACUUAUGAAUGCAAAUA
Ceratina calcarata is the source of this 633-nucleotide messenger RNA. RefSeq names its product NADH dehydrogenase (ubiquinone) B16.6 subunit (gene ND-B16.6). Gene Ontology annotation, cellular component: respiratory chain complex I. NCBI's taxonomy places the organism in Eukaryota, Metazoa, Arthropoda, Insecta, Hymenoptera, Apidae. The record is from RefSeq and is a predicted model, not a curated record. Bases 102 to 557 code for a protein of 151 amino acids. The transcript is spliced from 3 exons.